Molecule: messenger RNA, 435 nt
Organism: Striga asiatica
Lineage: Eukaryota; Viridiplantae; Streptophyta; Magnoliopsida; Lamiales; Orobanchaceae
Source: the annotation of a GenBank genome assembly
AUGGUUGCUGAAAUAGGUAAUUACGGGUCAUUGGUCGACGGAGUACAAGAGAGAGAGCGAAAGCGGAAGCAAGCGGAGGUCGAGGUGAGGCGGGAGCUGGAGGAUAGAGAGAGGAGGGAGAGGGAGAGAGAUGAUGGAGAGAAGCAUGAGAUGGGUUGUGAUAGGGAUUGGGAAUUAAAUUUUUGCCGUGAGGGAGACCCAGCGGAGCGGCGAACUGGAGACAGAGAGAGGUACGCCUGGACUUUUGCAGCUUUUAUUUUUUACGUAACACCAAUUGUAGUUGUGGGACUUAGGAAGGGUAUGAUCAUUUCAUCCGCAUUGAUUAUAUGGAAAACGUUGGUGUGCAUUACUGGAAGCGAGUCACUGGUUGUUGUUCUUUUUGAAAGCAUGGAGUCUGGAUUUGCUAGGUGGAUUGUAGAAAACCCACUGCUAUGA